AUGAUUGCAGGUGAUUCCUCCCUCGAGAUCAUAGGAUCAAGAUAUCCUAAUGGUAAAAACAGCAAAAAGCCUGAAAUUGAUGUGAUAGAGCUUACAUCAGGAUUAGACGAGUCUUCGGCCAUCGAAUGCGUGGCAAACACUCAAGAAUAUCCUUCUUCACCUAAAUUACAAAGAUCUAGCCCAUUCAGGGCCAUUUCGAAUCGCAGGAGUGUUCAUGAUGAUUCAGCAGAAUUAUCGUGUGCUUUUCUGAACGACACAAGCCUUGGCACAGAUUCAGGAACAGAGAAAGACGCUGGUGGAAUGAAUGGCCGUGCUGUUAUCGGGAAUUAUCCCCCCAGCUUGUUGGGUGCUUCGAGCCCCGUGAGAGCACAACUGCCUACUAAGUGCAAAAACGCAUUAGAACAAGUUCUCAGUGAAGACCAAUCGUCCUUCACUGACGGCCAUGAAGGUGCUAGUAGCUCGUUACAAGGCAGUCCAAGUGGAUUAACUUUUGGUGCAUUGGGUGCGAAAUGGUCUCAGAAACAGGACUCUCAGUGCCUUGAACGCCAAACUUUCCAUAAAAGGGCCACAGAGGAAAGAGUCUCUGAACUGAUGGAAAACCACAUGAACACAGUGGCCACGGGAAAGGCAUUGUUUGUUCAGUCAUCACCAAGCAUACUAAAUGAAUUUGGCGCAACAAGGGAAACGCAGACAGAGCAUGCGGAUCGCCAUAUUCAGUCACAGAACGGAGAUAGCAUUGAAGCAGAUGCUAUAAUAGAAUCGACAUCUCCGUGCAAAAGUUCCAUGGGCUCGCCAAGAAGAUCAGGUUUGUAUAUCUCGAAAAGGAGACGAUUAGACACCAGGGACGAGCAACCGAAUUCUGACGACGAAGAUAGCUCGCAUGCGGGAUUCAGCACCUUUAUCAUCAAUAGCAGGUUUUAUUCGGAUGUGGAGUCUCAGCGUGAAAUCUCAAAGAUUCAAACAACAGCCGCAGGUAAAAAAAUGUUCAACGCCGCUAACAAACUCAUCAAAGAUACCAAUACCUUGAAAAAUGAGAUGAUUUUAGACAUCGAUGAGUCUCUCUACCAAGAAUUUGUCGCGGACGGUGUUGAUUUGAAGAAUGAGGUGCAUCCAGCACAAAUUAUUCAUCUGCAUGAAGUGAAAUCACUGAUAAAGCUCCGAAGACGCUGCAGUUCAAUAUACGACCUGAAUCAUGGAUUGUUCUAUCCGAGGGCCGAGAAAGUGGUUAGUGAAACUGUCUCCAUUUUAUUUUACAAUGCGUUAGAGUUUUUCCACCUUUACUGUUCUGAGAAAUCCAAGUUGCUAGAAUUCAUCAAGGAAUCAAAGACUUCCUAUCCUAUCGUUAUUAUAACUCUUGUCGGCAGAGAUGACCUUAUAAAGGGAAUUCAAAACAUGGAGAAUAGACGGUUCAGACAGCAGGUAGAGGAGGAACUGCAUGGCUCGAGAAAAAACCGAAAUCGUUCGAAAUCUAAGAAACAAGAAAUGUUGGAAGAGCUAGGGAUCACUAUACAAGAUGUCGACCAAUACAUUGACGAUAUUGCAGUAAAAUACGGUGUUCAAUUUUUUACCAUAGAAUCUAAGCAGGAAUUCAUUCCUUGGCUGAAUAGUCUGGUUGCUGUUGUGGGUAAAAAGCGUUACGAUCCCGUGGUGAGACAUCAAGAGUGGUCUCAUAUUACCAUGCGAUCGGCACAAGACCCGCGAGACUCGCUUGGAAAAACACUGGAACAGCUAGAUCAAAUGACUGCGUUGAAAGCUCAAAGGGUAAUUUCAGUCUAUCAAAACUUCCAGCAUUUGUUCAAAGAUGUUGAAAAAGGUUAUUUAACAAGCGGAGAUGAUGGAAACCCACUAAUGUCGAGUGCAUCAGAAAAAGCCAUGGUAACUUUAUUAACCUCCGAUAAUCCUGACGACCUAGUUUAUAUGUCCUGA
Molecule: messenger RNA, 1926 nt
Organism: Lachancea sp. 'fantastica'
Lineage: Eukaryota; Fungi; Ascomycota; Saccharomycetes; Saccharomycetales; Saccharomycetaceae
Source: the annotation of a GenBank genome assembly